GUCUCGGUGUGAUGUGAUGGAGGAGGAGGAGUUUAAACAGAGCGUCUCCUCUUCCAGUGCUCUGCUGUCGUGGUGGUCGUCGCCUGCUUUGAUAUCAACAAUUAUUGAUUAAUAUUCUGGGAUACAAAUGACUGAUUGCCAAAUGGUUUCCUCAGAUUUUACAGCGGAUGAGAAGAUGGAGAUCGAGAACAUCAAGACGUAUAAGAAAGACCUUCUGGAUGACAUCCAGAAGUUAAAGAUGGAGAUCGACACCAUCAUGAAGGAUGUGCUGAGCUUUGAGUCUGCAGAGGAAACCAGCAAGACCCCCGAGAAGAGCAAAGAGUUUUCAAAUGGGAAGAAGAAGUUCAACAUGGCCCCCAAAAAGGGCAUCAACUACCUGGUGGAGAAUAAGCUGCUCGAUGGAAAUGCUCAGUCCAUCGCUGAGUUCCUCUACAAGGAGGAGGGACUCAACAAGACCGCCAUUGGAGAAUUUCUUGGAGAAAGGGAGGAGCUCCACCUCCAGACCCUGAAGGCCUUUGUGGAGCUGCACGAGUUCUCCGACCUCAACCUGGUCCAGGCCCUCAGACAGUUCCUGUGGAGUUUCCGUCUGCCCGGUGAAGCCCAGAAGAUCGACCGCAUGAUGGAGGCGUUCGCCACACGCUACUGUGACUGCAACGCUCACGUCUUCCAGUCAACCGACACCUGCUACAUCCUGUCCUUUGCCAUCAUCAUGCUCAACACCAGCCUCCACAACCCCAACGUGAAGGACAAGACUCCUCUGGAGCGUUUCUUCUCCAUGAACCGAGGCAUCAACAACGGAGAGGAUCUACCCAACGAGCUGCUGUCGAAACUGUACGAGAGCAUUCGCAACGAGCCUUUCAAAAUCCCGGAGGACGAUGGGAACGAUCUGACUCACACCUUCUUCAACCCGGACCGAGAAGGCUGGCUCCUUAAACUUGGGGGUCGGGUUAAGACGUGGAAGAGGCGAUGGUUCAUCCUGACUGACAACUGCCUCUACUACUUUGAGUUCACCACUGACAAAGAGCCCAGAGGCAUCAUCCCUCUAGAGAACCUGUGCGUGAGAGGAGUGCCGUAUCCUCGCAAACCGUACUGUCUGGAGCUGUACAACCCCAACAGUCGAGGGCAGAAGAUCAAGGCGUGUAAAACGGAGACGGACGGCCGGGUGGUGGAGGGGAAGCACCAGUCCUACACCAUCUGUGCCGCCGGCGCAGAGGAGAGAGACUCCUGGAUCGAGGCCAUCAGAGCGAGUAUCACCAAAGACCCGUUCUACGACUUGGUCUCGGUCCGUAAGAAGAAGGUGAUAAACCAAGCUCCUCAGGACUGAGCGUUCUGGCGCCCCCUAUGGACAUUUAAAGUACUGCGCCACAUUGGUGCUAAAGUAUUAAACACCCCGGCAACACGAGCGACCGAGGACUCUGGAGGCCAGACACCGGCGGUGGGCGUCCGGGCUAAAAGAGACUUCUCUUUCCACUUCUUUUUUACAGGCCGAGCUAAACGGGGUGAAAACGUUGACUCAUUUUUGGCCGCUCACACUUUCAGCCACAAUAAUUUGUCGAUGUGUGUACCUUCUGCAACGAGAAGUAGAUUUUUUCGGUCGACGUCUGCUCCACAAGAUUUAGUUUGCAGGACCAGGAAGACAGAUGAAUGAUUUGAUGUCGCAGCAGCACAGAAAAGGGAAGCUGCCUCUCAGCUUCCUCACAGCUCACGAGGCCCGAAGGAGGAAACAGAGGCGCCAUUUUAAAAGAGCGUGCUUCAUUUUGUAAAUACAGAUAUAUUUCAUCACAUUGAACCACUCUCUUGAUUUUAUUGCAAUGUGUACACUGUGUUAUAUAUGAAAGAAAUGCUUUAGCUCGACCUUAAAUUGUGUCAAUUAUGAAUUAUUUAAUAAACAGUAUUUUUUACUGUG
Molecule: messenger RNA, 1906 nt
Organism: Cyclopterus lumpus (lumpfish)
Lineage: Eukaryota; Metazoa; Chordata; Actinopteri; Perciformes; Cyclopteridae
Gene: cyth4b
Product: cytohesin 4b
Exons: 13
Coding region: 128-1324 (398 amino acids)
Biological process (GO): regulation of ARF protein signal transduction
Molecular function (GO): guanyl-nucleotide exchange factor activity
Source: RefSeq, a predicted model, not a curated record